AUGGCAGCAGCAGUAUUAAACGUGCCCUGUAUCAUCGUCGACCCCAGAGAGCCGCACACUCACACUGUGGUCUUCCUGCACGGCCGCGGCGACAAUGCGCGCCACUUCGCCGCGUCGCUGGCCGGGUCGCGCGACUCACGGGGCCGCACCCUCGCCGACGCCCUCCCGUCAUUCCGCUGGGUAUUCCCGCAGGCGCCAGACCGCACGCUCGCCAACGCGCCGCCCGGCACCUCUUGGCCGCAGUGGUUCGACGUCUGGAACGUGCGGGAUUUCACCGACCGCGAGGACCUGCAGGCCGUCGGGCUGCGCGAAGCCGUCCCCGCCGUCCACCGCCUGCUCGCCGACGAAGCCGCCCUGCUGGCCGGCCGCUGGGACCGCAUCGUGCUGGCCGGCAUCAGCAUGGGCGGCGCGACCGGCGCACACGUCCUCUUCAAUCUCGACAACGUGUUAGCAACGCCAGGCGUGGUGGUGCAGGGUGAGAGGCGGCUUGCCGCUUUUCUGGGCUUCUCUUCUCGCUGCCCGUUCGCCGGGUGCGACCUUGCAGGGAUGCGGAGCGCCCUCGGCCUGGCGGGCGACGGCGCUGCCCCUGCCCCGGAUCAUGCCAUUCGUAACACGCCCGUCUUGCUGGAGCAUUGUGUCGACGACCCGCUCGUCCUGGUCCAGAACGGCCGGCUACUGCGAGAUACGCUGCGCGGGUUCGGCAUGGGCGUCGAGUGGAAGGAGUACCCUGGCGGCGGGCACUGGUUCAACGCGCCGAGCGGUAUGGACGACGCGGUCUUCUUCUUGAUUAGGCAUGUUCUUGGAGGAGGGGGCAAUGCGGACGGCGCGGAGCCCUCUCUAACAGAGGACCCAGCCCCUAAUGCGAUGGAUUUUGAACGAUAG
Molecule: messenger RNA, 882 nt
Organism: Lasiosphaeria miniovina
Lineage: Eukaryota; Fungi; Ascomycota; Sordariomycetes; Sordariales; Lasiosphaeriaceae
Product: Alpha/Beta hydrolase protein
Exons: 1
Coding region: 1-882 (293 amino acids)
Biological process (GO): protein depalmitoylation
Cellular component (GO): cytoplasm
Molecular function (GO): palmitoyl-(protein) hydrolase activity; carboxylic ester hydrolase activity
Source: RefSeq, a predicted model, not a curated record